Molecule: messenger RNA, 1193 nt
Organism: Ciona intestinalis (vase tunicate)
Lineage: Eukaryota; Metazoa; Chordata; Ascidiacea; Phlebobranchia; Cionidae
Source: RefSeq
AAACAGUAGAACACACGUUUAUAUAGUAAUAGUAUCACUGUUACAUACUUACAACUGAAAACAAUGUCCAAGUUUUUGCAUAUUCGUGUCGUCUCUGAUAUCAUGUGACCAUGGUGUUGGGUUGGGAAAAGGAACUUGGAAACUGCCAUGAAAGCCAGUGAAAACGAAUAUAAGUUUAAGGUUACAUGGGAGCCCUUUCUUUUACGACCUAACAUGCCCUUAGAAGGCAUUGCUAAGCAAGGAGAUUUUGGACCUCAUACACCAGGAGCACAAAGACUGAUAAAUGUUGGGAGAAAAGUUGGCGUUGAAUUUGCUUUCAAACAACCACGAUACCCUUAUACAUUGUUUGGACAUUGUGCUUUGGAGUUUGCUAUCAAGAAAGAUCCAUCUGGUUCAAUACAAACUCAGCUUCAAGAAUCUCUGUUCAAAAGUUAUUUUACUGAUGGGGAAUACCCUGAUGUGGAAACAGUAUCCACUGUAGCUGCAACAUGCGGCUUGAACAGGGAGGAAGUGAAAAGUUUUAUAAGUGAUGAAAGCAACUUGGCUGCUGUUAAAAGAAAAGCCGCUCAGUGGUCAGCUAAUGGGGUCUCUGGUGUUCCUUAUUUUAUCAUCAAUGACUGCCCUGUGUUCUCUGGUGCACAAGAACCUGCAGCUUUCCAAAAUAUCUUUGCAAAAGUGGCAGAAAAAUACCCCAUGCCUUCACAAUAACAUAUCCCUUCGACACUACAGUUUCAAGCCUAAAACCCUCAGUUUUAAGAUGUAUUUACUUUUUAUGCACUUUAUAUAGUAGGGUGGGGGAAAAUGGGAUAUUUUUAGCACAUAAUAUCCAAAUAUCCUGAUCUUGUUUUAAACAAUUUACUACGAUUUCUGGGAGUCACGAGGAUGCGGUUCUAUAAUUAUUAAAAAUUUUGUUUACUACCAAAUAGGGAAAAGGUGUCCCAUUUUCCCCACCCAACUAUAUUACAAAUCACCUAUGUAAGUUAUAAUAUUAAUUAUUGAUCAAUUGAUAAAGCAUGCAACUAAAUGAAGGUGGCAGAACGAAGCAUUUCAUGCAUUCUGCUGUUGGAUAAACUUGUUGUACGCUUUGUCAAUUAUUGGUAUAUAAAAAUCAAAUAAAAUGUUUUUAAUCGUAAAUUGUGGUCGUUUGGAUUAUUGUCGGGUUAUAACAUUUUCAAUGCAUUUACUCUGCCUCA